Messenger RNA from Pseudozyma flocculosa PF-1, 1830 nucleotides. RefSeq lists its product as uncharacterized. The transcript is spliced from 7 exons. The coding region runs from base 1 to 1830 and encodes 609 amino acids. The record is from RefSeq and is a predicted model, not a curated record. Lineage: Eukaryota; Fungi; Basidiomycota; Ustilaginomycetes; Ustilaginales; Ustilaginaceae. Gene Ontology annotation, molecular function: oxidoreductase activity.
AUGGCCGCCGUCGCCCGCUCAACUGCAACUGCAACGGCAUCCUCGCGCCCCCUCGGCCUCGUCAGCCCUCGCCGCUCUCUUCCCUCGGCCAGCUCAACGCACCUGGGCCCCUCUCUCUUCUCGAGUCCACCUCGACCGACACCCAUCCUCGCAGCCUCUCGCAUGGCCACAACUGCCCUCUCGAAGCUCCACAUCCAGCACCGCCUCCUUUCUUCCGCCAUCUCCCCCAUCACCGCUGCACGCGCCACCAUGUCGACCGCCGCCGCCGCCGCCAACCACAACCAAGACCCGGCCACCAAGGCCUUCACCCCGUCGCCCUCCAAGCUCGAGGUGUUUGCCGGCUUCCAGCGCGGCGACGAUGUGCGCACAAAGAUCGCACAGAUUCUCAACCACAACCAUGAAAAGCAUCACUGCUUCUUCAACGACAAGGGCUUCCACAACCACUCGGCCCACCAGAUCCUCGCCGACUACGCCAUCGGCGCAACCGCCGAGCAGCUCGACGCCCACUACGAGUACCAGCUGACGCACGACCUCGCCACCGGCUACAAGUUCGGCGACCGCAGCAGGUACGACCCGUACUACCAGGACCCCGCCAGUCCCGCGGGAGCCGCCAAGGGCGAGCAGGAUGCCGCCGCAGCGCAGCGGGCCAGGAUUGAAAAGAUCACCUCGGCCAACUGGACCGACCACCUCGGCAAUCCGAGGUACUACUGGUCCUACCUGCACUUUUUCCGAGAGCAGCUCGAGUCUCGCGGCCUCGGAGGCUGCCUCGAGCAUCUUGUCCUCAGCGACGAGGCCAACAAGGACGGCAGGCACAUGCUCGCCCGCUACCUGGGCGGCGUCAUUCACGGUCUCAUCCACUUUGGCUACGGCGCCGAGUUCCAGCUGCUCCCCAUUGCUGCCGAAGGCCUCGCCAUGACGACGAGCACGGGCCUCAAGCACCAGCACCUCUUCCCGCCCGGCUGGACCGAGCGCAACCUCGCCGACCCGGCCUCUGCCAAGCGACUGGUCCCGCUGAUGAAGGAGAUGCUCGACGACGACCGCCUGUCGCCCGAGGCGCUCGGACUGACGCAGAACGACUCGGGCCUGCCCGACGAGCCGUUCGAGCAAGGCGGCAAGGCAGUCGGGCUCAUCAACGACUACGCCGACCGCUGGUCCCUGACCGCCGGCCCCGCAGCCGAUGGCAAGGACAUCGAUCUGGACGCCGUCGUUGCCGACCUGGCGUGGUUUUCUGUGCUCGUGCUCGGCGCCGUGCCCAAGCAGGGAAAGUACUACAAGCACGACUUUUUCCUGAUGCACGCCAACAACGCGCACAUCUACACGCGCACCGUUGUGCCGCUCCUGUCGCGCGAGAGCCAGCAGGUGUACCUGCGCGGCGUGGUGCGCUACUUCCUCUACUUCUGGAUCGCACGGGGCCGACCGCGCUUCAGCACGGCCAACUGGAAGGCCGAGUCGGACGCCGCCGCCGCCGUCGGGUGGGAGCGUAUCUUUGGAAUGGCCCGGGCCGACGACGACGAGCACCUACCGAAAGCGGUACGCGCCCUCUACUUUUACUCGCACCACAUUUCGUCGCUCCCGCCCGCCGAAGACGACACGGGCAAAAGGGCACUGUGCCUCCCUGGUCUUUUCGAUCGAGGCGCUGACACCGACACCGACACCGGCAUCGGCGGCGAGGACGUGGACGUGGAGGGUAUGGUAGGUGGUGGCGACGACGAUGUGUUUUUGCUGACGGCUCGACAGAUGUAUCACCAGAUGGGCGGAGAGGAUCGCGUGUCUUGGGAUUUCCACGGAUUCUACCCGGACGUACCCGCCGAUGCGCCCAUUGGACGUUGA